AUGACACGUUCUCCCUCGACCUCCUGGUCAAUCCUCAAAGUUCUCAUCCUGGCGGUGGCUUUCGCGUGUCCUUCGUUUGGCCAGAACUAUUGUGACCCGGCUCUCUGUCCGAGUGGUCGACAUGUGGCCUGUGGGAGCAGCGGACGCUUCGUCAGCGGCUGCAGGGGAGAGUUUGUGCCAGUGGACCAAUACAUCCAGCAGAUCCUGCAGCUGCACAACGAACGGCGCAAUCUGGUGGCCGGCGGCGGGGUGAGCGGGUUCCCCAGUGCCCUGCACAUGGCCACCAUGACCUGGGAUACCGCUCUUGCCCAGCUGGCGGCCUACAAUGCGCUGCAGUGCCGCAUGGCGCACGACGAGUGCCGCAACACGAACGCCUAUCGCUAUGCGGGCCAGAACCUGAGCAUCCUCUUCAGCAGGAGCGUGGACGUGGCGGACUUCCUGCGCCAGCGGAUCGCCGCCUGGUUCGACGAGAAUCGCGACGCGACCAGCGCCGACAUGGAGAACUACCAGAUGCGCGGCGGACCGGCAAUCGGCCAUUUCACGACCAUGGUGAAUGAACGCAACAGCAGAGUGGGGUGUGCCAUUGCCCGAUAUACGGACGCCAAUAACGUACAGGCAACUCUGCUGGUGUGCAACUACGCGGUCACCAAUGUGGUUAACAAUCCCGUUUAUCGAGCGGGAUCUGCCGCCUCGGAAUGCACAACAGGUCGCAACCCCAACUUUCCAAACCUCUGCUCCUCGAAUGAAGCCUACAACUACAACCAAUGGUCGGGAUAAAAGAAGAAGAACUUUUGCCUAAAAAUAUAACUGAAUUUUAUAUAUUUGUACAUGUAACCAUAUAAUUAAUACGAUUGUUUUGUUUAAAAACCUUGA
Messenger RNA from Drosophila ficusphila, 873 nucleotides. Its product is annotated as antigen 5 like allergen Cul n 1. The record is from RefSeq and is a predicted model, not a curated record. The transcript is spliced from 3 exons. Bases 1 to 777 code for a protein of 258 amino acids. Lineage: Eukaryota; Metazoa; Arthropoda; Insecta; Diptera; Drosophilidae.